Messenger RNA from Paramuricea clavata, 9497 nucleotides. The record is from the annotation of a GenBank genome assembly. NCBI's taxonomy places the organism in Eukaryota, Metazoa, Cnidaria, Anthozoa, Malacalcyonacea, Plexauridae.
AUGAGGGUUUUAUUAAACUUAUGUGCGUUAAUUUUCGUCUUGCAAAAAGAAAAACCGAGCGAAUGCUCGAUUAAACAAGCCAUCUUUCACAGGAAGGUACAAAAUUACUUUGCGAAUCACGUCAUUGGAACAAGUCAAGCAGAAAGCGAGCUAGAAUGUUGUAUAAAUUGCGUUGGAGACGGAUCAUGCGCGUCGGUAAAUUACAAAGCUGCUGGAAUCGGUAAAGGUCUAUGUGAACUCAACAACAAGACACUUCAAGAAACAUCUGAUGCUGAUGGAAGUAUGCAUAACCCUGAGUUCAACCACCUUUAUAUAAUCAAAAAGGUAUGAAUCGAAAAACACACGAGCAUUAUUCGAUACUGUUGUAGUUAUAAACGAUUGCGUGCAUGUUAUAACAGUUUUAUUCAUGUUGAUGAUACAGGGUGUAUAUUAAAAACUUGUAAUCCAAGUAAUCCAACUUUGGACAGGUUAUCGUGUGUUAAUAAUGCGCUUAAGGAAGCGACGCUAGUUUUUGUCAACACGGAGUCAUCCUAAAAAAUUGGUAUAGCUAAUUUUGGCGGCAUUUUGCAUCAUAGCGCUUUAAAAUCAAAAUGUUAUGUUUUGUCAUUUGCGUUGAAGAUUACCAUUUAUAAUAUAGCAUUUGUAAAUUCUGAACGCUGAUUGCCUAAGAGCCGUGUUGAUAUAACUCAAUGUCAACACGGAAACAUCGGAAAAUGUCUGCGUUUUUGAGUGAAUUUAUAUUUAACAAAUAUAAAUCAUUUUUUCCGUAUUGAUAUAUAGUUAUAUCAACACUCGUGGACAUUGGAAAAACUCGAGAAAUUGUAUGAAAACACUCCGCCCUUCGGGCGUCGUGUUUCCACACAAUUUCUCGUUUUCCCAAUUUCCACACGUGUUGAUAUAACCGUAUAUCAACAAGGAAAAUGUUUUAUAUUUGUUAAAUAUAAAUUCACUCAUGGACACUGUUUUUAAUCCCUCCCCACCUCGAUAAUCUGCAGACGUCCAUGUUGAAAAAAAGUUGCUUCAAGCUCCCUAAUUUUUACGUAUGUACGAGUAUUAUUCCAUGCAGCUUUGUAUUGAUCAUGAUGAAGAUCACGAUUCUUAGCACUCAAAUGACAUCGAUAUCGUUAUGGAAUCAUUUCAAUAAAAAAUAACCAAAUACGACCUGAUUUAAACCGCUCGGUUGAAAUCGCGUUUUCUACUUUAGGAUUCAAAUUUUCAUCCAAUGUUCGAACAUGUGCCCAAAUGUUUGUUGCCCAUUUGGCAAACGUAUGGCAUGGCGAGUUCGGCCUGCAAACGCCCAUUUCUUUAUACGUUUUAACCACUCAGUUUCGAAAAGAAUCCUUGAGACAAUGGACCAUUUGCAUUAUAGACUAAAUUUUGAUCUAGACAAAACUCAUCACAGCUUGAAAGAGCAUGACAAAAUUAGUAAUAUUCUAAAGUUUCGUUGCGAAAUGUUAUAAAAUGCGGAUAAUAUACCUUGCGAAGUCUGCCGUUUUUCAGUCAUUUUGUAUUACGCGCACGGGAAAUUGACAGCCCAAUCGGGUGUUGGGGCAUCAAUUUCCCGUUUGUAAUACAAAAUGACUGAAAAUUGAAAAUUUCGCAAGGCUAUAUUAUCCGCAUUUUACAACAUUUCGCAACGAAACUUUGGAAUAUUACUAAUUUUGUGAUGCUCUUUCAAGCUGUGAUGAAAUUUUUGUCUAGAUCAAAAUUUAGUCUAUAAUGCAAAUGGUCUAUUGAUAGUUGUUGAUGGUGGAUUUUUUUAGUCUAUCUUUUCAAGCAUGUAUAUAGUGAUCGAUAUUCGAAAAAGUCCUUCAGUCAAGAAUGCGUUCCUAUUAAUUCAGGAAGAACUCGAAUUAAAUCAUUUUUGCGACGUUAAACACUGAACAGACAUUCAGCUGCUCAUCGCAUACUCCUUUAAAAUAAUGAUAGGGAUUAUAAUUUUUAAGCCGAGAAUUGUGGCAUCUUCGUUGUCUUAAGUUUUAGCGUGCGUAUAUAGUGGGAAAAACUAGAUUACAUAUAGAUAGUGUAUAGUGAAGUGGAUAUCAACUAUUGUUAUAUGUUAGCACCGAUUGAUAUGUCGAUCGGCGCUUUCUGUCAAAUAAGUGCAAUGACAAUGGCUUCCGUUGAAUAGCUAACAAUUGACUCUCCGUAGCCGGAAAGUCGCAUGCAACAAUGCACAGAUCGAAUAACACCAGCUGUAGAGUUCCUUAAGCUAGGGUCACUUCUUGGCCCAUUCUUCUCUCUAUACUAAAGGUUUGAAGCUAUUUGUUGAAGCUAGAAUAAACUUUUCGACAUUAUAUUCGUAAUUUGCAACCUGGGGCCCGUAUCCUAGGAAACGGAAUAAAACGCGGGAAAGUUGACAAAAACCUGUUUGCUGCGAGUGCCAGCUGUCGUAUAUGCGUAAUAAAAAAAGUUGACUAAAAAAUUUAACAUGUUUUUCUAAAAACUGUCCUCAAAACAAAGCAUGAAAGUUGAAAUAAUACUUUUGAGAAGACAUACAGUAACUCUCCUAAUAUAAGUUCUGAGCUUAUAUUUGUUCCUGAGAAUUUUUUAUGGGCUUAUACAUGGGGUGGGGAGGGAGGGCUUGUAUACGGGAGAUCUUAUAUACGGACGACAUUUGAUGUUUAACAAAUAUAAAACAUUUUCCGUGUUGAUAUACAGUUAUAUCAAUACGAGUGGAAUUGGGAAAACGAGAAAUUGUAUGGAAACACGACGCCCGAAGGGUGGAGUGAUUUCAUACAAUUUCGAGUUUUCCCAACUUCCACGAGUGUAACGUUGAUAUAACUAAUAUAUCAAUACGGAAAAAAUGUUUUAUAUUUUUUUAUAAUAUAGCAAUGUCAAAAGCCCGAAGAAUAAGAAAACUAUGAAUUCCGUGUUUACAAGCGGCGGAAAAUUUCCCGUGUUGACAUGGAGCGGUUAUAUCAACACGGCUCUUAGCCAAUCAGGGUCCAGUAUUUACAAAUGCUAUAUUAUAAUAAUAAAUAGAGGAUGUUAGACGGUUGCGAGGAUACAAGGAUUUUAUGUUCGAGUGGCAAAAAGAAUAUCUCACGAGCGAGAUAUUGUUUCUGACACAAGAACAUAAAUCCAUUUUUUUUUUUUGGACAAUAGUGUUUUGCUGGAAACUAAACUAUUUGUUGAACUCAUGCGUCACUACAUCCGGGACCAGAUGCGCGUAUUAUAUUAGAGCAAACAUAAAACCUGAAUAAAUUUUGCUCAUCUCAAGAUGUCUUUCAAAUGUUAUGGUUUUUAUUUCCAACGUCAAUUUCGUUUUAUAUACGAACCAAAGACCAUUUGUAUUUCCAAAACAACAACAAUGAAAAUGGCGGGAAAUUUUCAAACUUUGUUGUCACUCGCAAGCGUGAAAUACGGGAGAUACGCACAUCCGGUCGCAGAUAUAGUGGAACAUGAGUUGCACGAGUGUUUAGUUUCCAGUAAAACGCAAUUGUACACAUAAUAAAAAUAUUUAUUGCAUCUGUUAACUAUACCGUGAACAAAAAGGAAUAUCAACGAACAGUAUGUAACACAUAAUAAAACAAGUUGGUUAAUAUUAUAAUUCCGUGGCCUAAUAGUUGUCCUGGAAGUUUCUUUUCAAAAUAUUGCUUCACUUAAUUUUCUGUGGUCCAAAUUCUUUAUCGUCCAACGGGAUACAUUCAUACAUCCCCUCAUACGCACUUAUGUGAAUGGACCAGUUUCCUCAUGCAUGCCUAUAAUUCCACUUAUUUCUUUUAGUUUUAUUCCAAUAUGUCGUUAUGUGCCAUUGUGCACAUGAGCAUCAUACUUCAAGUAAAAUUUUGUUCAUUUAUUUCUAGCAACCUGAAGAUCCUGUCCCGAAAAACACUCCACCACAAAAUACAAUGUCUGUAACGACGACAAUAGACUUUUCGACAACUCAGGCAACAAGUAAGUUCACACCAAGUAAAUUUUUAAAAUGUCAGUUUUAGAAAUGAUCGAUAAUAAUCAUUCAAACAGAAAAUACUUCGGAAACUCUAACUACAAAAGGUGUAAAAGCUUUAAGCUGUACAUAAGUGCACAAUAAUGCUCUAAUACAAAGUUAUUCAGCCUUAAUUUAGAAAUUGACUUUGUACUAAUCUUUUUACAGCAAAAUCCACACCGAAAGAAACUGAAGGUUCAAUUUUUCCGACAACUCAACCAACACGUAUGUUUCAAUUGAUCAAUGUAAAAAUUCUGUGUUCAGUGUGUUAGUAUUUUGAGCGUGUUAAAUUUUUUUGUAUAAGUCAAAUUCAUAAUUGUAGCAAAAAACUCCCAGGGGACUAAGGCGGGAAAUACGCGGUAUGCUACAACUGAAAGAUAACUUUGAUGCGUUUGUUCUGAAAAAUUUCUUGAAAAUGUUUUAGUGGUUCUACCAUCGUUACUAAUUCAUCCUGUACAUAAUUGCACAAUAAUGUUCUGAAAAAAAGUUAUUCAGCUUUAUUAAUUUAGAAAUUGUUUUUGUACUUAUAUGUAUUAUUAAUUAAUCUUUUUCACAGCAAACUCCACACCGAAAGAAACUGAAAGUUCAAUUAUUCCGACAAUUCAACCAACAAGUAUGUUCUAAUGAAUCAAUGUAAAAAUUCUGUAUUCAAUCUGCUAGUAUUUUGAGAGUAUUAAAUUUUAUUUUUUUAUACAAAUCAACUUUAUAAUUGUAGCAGGGGACUAAAGCGAGAAAAUACGCGGUAUAUUAGUUACAACUGAAAAAAAUCUUUAUGUGUUUGUUCUGAAGAAUUUCUUUAAAAUGUUUUAGCCGUUCUACCAUCGUUAUCAUCCUGCAAAGAACUAUUGGAGAGAGAUGGGUAUAUAAAUAUAUUAUACAUUAUCAUCAGUACUGUAAAUUAACGAUGGGCACGAUUCAGAUACCAUGCAAAUACCGAUACUAUCGAUACAAGAAAAAGUAUCGAUACCUUUGAUACUUGCAAAAUGUAUUAGCAAUUCGAUAUCACUUGGAUUUCCAAUAUACCUGGUCAGCAUUUAUAAAAAUUGCAGAAAUGUGAAGCGUUUUUUUGUACUGUAUACAAUACUUCACAAGGCAUGUGCUAAAACCUGGACGAUGGACGAUUUUUAUUUACAAUCAAGACACUAAAUCCCGCACACUUCCGCUCUUGUACUUUGUUGUCAUUUAUUGUAUAUUUCGUUGUGUAUUAAUAAUAAUACUUAUAUUGCAAUACUUGUAACAAAGAAUGGCCUUUCCGUAAGAUUCACUGCAUAAGUCAAGGGAGCACGCCAGAACUAUUUGUGUAAAUUUAAGCCUGUUAUCCACUUGCAAAUUUUUCAUUUGUCUUUGGUCCUUCAACUGGAACUAAUUGGAUAAAGACAAAAGAAAAAUUCGCAAGUGGUAAACUGGCUUUAUACUAACCUUUUAAUUACAUGUAAAUGUUUCAUCGGGCGCCAUUUUGAAUGUUGAAAGCGGUAUAUAUUGUUAGCUUAUCGCAGGCGCGAUAAUUUAUGUUCAUCUUUGACACUAAUUUAUGUUACACGAUGAUACUCCGAAGGGCGACCGAGAUAGAUCCGAAAUUUAAAAUACCGCGGAGAAAAAAUAAAAAAUAAAAAAUAAAAAAUAAAAAGGGGAGUGAAACGGCCGAACACGUGAUGGGAUAGGGAUAUUAGCCAAUGACAAUGCGUAUAUAGAGAUUACUUCAUGGUUGGUGAGCGCGUACGAUUUUUAAUCACGAGGGGAUUAUUACAAGUGAACGAGUGAGCGCAGCGAACGAGUGAACUUGUAAUAAUUUACGAGUGAAUAAAAGUCGUAUUCGCGAACCAACCAUAAUGUUAUUUGUUUAUUAUAUAAGUACUGACAUUUCAUUCACGAUGACAAAGUUUUAAUGUUAUUAAUUUCUAUGUAUUUAAAGUUUUCAAAGUUUUUAAUGCCUUCUUAAAACUAAAUCGUUGAUAAUGCUUGCAGCCGGGCAGUGUUUUCUUAAGAUGUCGCUCAAAGAUUGCUAAUAGACUUCGGAGAGAAGAUGACUCGUAUAUUCUUUCCCGUCUUUGGUUAUGACCGAAUUGAUAAACUCAGCCGGACACGUACUCGUUCAGUUCUGCUGUAGGAGUAUCUUCCAUUUUUUUUUCUUCAUUCUUGGUUUCCAAAAACAAGUGUAAUACAGUAAUAGUUUUACAUCUCUUUCGUUUUUUUGUGAGGUACGAGCUUUAUUUUCUUGUUCUGAAAUAAAAUUGUCAACAGAAACGGCGUCCGUAAAUCACGCAGCUAUUUUGAUUUUCAAAUUGAAAUAGGUUUCGCGCCAAAACAUUUUUGGAGGAAAACGAACGUAUUUUCCAGUACAAUCAUUUUUCACUAGUGAAAAAACAUCGUUUGUCCAAUCAGAAGGCGCGAACGAUGUUGUUUCACUAGUGAAAUUUCAUCGUUCGCGUCGCUGAUUGGCUGUGGCAAAAUUCCGUACGAUUAUUACGCAAUGCCAUUUUAAUGAAUAAAUCUCAGUACUUAUAUAAUAAAUCCAAUUUCGUUAUCUGGCCAUGCUCGUUGAUAAAGAACUGUCAAAUCUGAAAUCUAUCAAAUCGUUGCUCGCCAGCAGUAAAUUUUCGACAGCAGAAAAACAAAAACAUUUGCGAAUGCUGGACACAAAAUACAGUAUUAAUAAUUCAUGAAGAAAAUUCAGUAAGAAAAUUGAAGGAGAAACCAUUCCGUUAUAGUGUAAACACAAUAUACUGUAGUCAAGUAAUACUAGAAAUGUAGUAUAAUUUUUUUAACGGAAUGUUAGCCGUAGCGUCAUUAGUGUAAACGCGGCCUCGUACAUUUGACAAUUCUUUAAAUAGAAAUUAAAUUACACAAAUUACUUCUAUAAUCAAUGCUUUGUAAUUAAUUGUAAAUUUUACAAUUCUUAACAUUGCAGAUUAUGUUCACCUAUGAAUGAUUAACAAUACUAAAUGAUAGUUAAUAAUAAAGCAAUAGGUUAUCAUUUUGUUGUCAUUUACGAUAUUUUGUUUUGUAUUACUUUUCUGGCAAAACAUUUAAAUGGAGUCCCUCAGGGAUCGAUACACGGGCCAUUACUGUCCAAUAUAUUCAUGAACGAUCUUACCUAUGUAAUUAAAGAAAGCACAAUAUUCGCCUACGCAGAUGACACACAAAUUUUUACGCGGACAAAGACCCGAGAAAAGUUGAGGAGGUCAUUAAUUAAUAAGACCUUGAACGUAUUGACAAAUAGUACAUCGAAUAUCAGAUAAGGGAUCAUUCGAAAUAUGAAGCAAUGUAUGGUGAUGGGUGGAAGAAAAGAAAAUCCACAGUUUCGAUGCUAAAGCACAGUUAUUCCAAAUGCCACAGAGGUGGAUACGCCUGGUGUUAUUCUUGAUGAGAAACUUAAAUUUGAUCAACAUGUCGCUAAAGUAUGCAGGAAGGUAACCCAGAAGAUCGCAGUGGCUACCAAGUUAUGCGUUACCAAUAAUAAAAAUUAAAUUUCACUACUUAUGCAGACAGCAGUGAAUCUUACGGUAAAGCCAUCUUUGUUGCAAGUAUUGCAAUAUUAGUAUUUAGUAUAAAUUUUGCAUAUCGAAUGAGCUUUCGCGCAUUCUAGUAAAUGAAUAGUAAAUCUGAGGCAUUAUUUACCACCUGGGUAAUAAAUAAUGCUUUUCAAAAAGAAUGAUUCGGCAAAUUUGGUUUCAAAAUCGACAAAAAUAUUGAAAAAAUAGUCCCCAAAAAACGAAAGAAGCACAAAAUGUUGUAUUUCACUUGAAAGGUAGGAUUCCUUUAUUAUUUUACUCUGUCAUACAUAUUCACGGACAAUUUAAAACUUAUUUAAAACUCCGAAAAAUUCACUUCAAACAAAUAGCAAAAACCAUCAAGACUUUUGGGAAAAACCUUGGCGUGAUAUUCUUUAAAAUCCAUUUUAUUUUGUAUGCUAUAGAUUUCCCAAUUUGUGCCAUGCUAUUUCUUUUGAUAUGUCAUGUUUUCAUUGUGCUGUAUGCAUGGUGUUCAGACCGCUGUAUUGUGUUUUCUAAACUUGUAAGGGAAAAAGUGUUUAUAUUAAAACUUUAUUUCGAACGAUAUAGUUUUACAUUUCAUUUUACCAAAUUCCUCAGCCAUUUCCUGAAGACAUUAAUGCUAAACAGAAACUAUUUUUAAUUUUAAGUGUGGUGAAAGAGUCAUUUUGUCAUUGUGUUUAUAUUCCAAGCAGAAAUCGAGAAAAACAACUUUGUAAUAGAGCAAUAAAGUCACACAAGAAGCCAUUUUGAAAGCGUGUGCGUACAAGAAAUACUGCAACACUAUUAGUGAACAGGCCUAAAACAGUUCUAUUUCUGAAAUUUAAUUGAACUGAUAUUCGGAUAUUUUGUUUUAUAUAUUCAUUAAAAAUUUAUACUACAACUAUUAUUCGCCUCAUGCUGGCUCAGUGGUUACGGUGAAUAUUCACCAGUAAUCACUUCGCCUUCGGCGAAUAAUUGUUAAGUGUUAUUAAUACACGACGAAAUAUACAAUAAAUGACAAAAAAGUACAAGAACGGUAAUGUGCGGAUUUUAGUGUUUUGAAUGUAAAUAAAAAUUGUCCAUCGUCUAGGUUUUAGCACAUGCCAUUUCACAAAACAAUAUACCAUAACAGAGCGUUUGCACAUGACGUUCCAAUUCAAAAGAAUUUUAAUUUAGACUUUUAAAUUAUUUUUCUGGAACACAAACAUGAUCGCCAUGGCUUCUGUUGAGUUGGUCCAUGGGGAAUGAGACAAACGAUCCAUAGAGCUGCAUGAACUCACACUUUUGCUUUAGUUGGUGCUGAUUAAUGUAUUCAUAAAAGGCAGAAAACAAGAGUUAUAAAUAAAGACAGACCGGGUCAUGAUCAAUUUGAUGCCGUCACAUCCACUUUAUUGUUGUGACGUCAUUAUUAAUCAAAUUGGAGUAUCGAUGUGGAUAUCGACCAAAAUGUGUAGUAUCAUGCUUGGUAUCGUAUCAAAUUAAAAUAGCUGAUCAUAUGGAGAUAUGCUUGCAUGCAAGCUUGCUGCUUAUUAGACAUGUUUUCGUUUGCUUUUUCUAAGUGCAAAAUCUCAUGGUCAAGUGUUUCCUGGGAUGAUCCACUUAAAAUCAGAGUAGCGAGCCAAAUAUUUCUGAUACCAAGGCUUGUUGGCGUAUAAACAAAUAAAUAUCAAAUCGUAUUUAUUGUGUAGAUGCUACAAACAGAGCUUUAACACGCGAGUACUAAUCUCUCAAGCAGAGCAACACAAUAUGACGUUGAGAUUAGACAAUCUGAAAAUUUUUAAAAUAAAAUAAAAUGAACCAUCGCAUUUUAAAAUGUCUAUUUAAUAUAUAAAUGGUAUAAAUCUUGCAUAGAGUUAACUUUAUCAUUUAAUGACCAUUCAGCUAUUACAAUAAAUUCUACAACAUGCCAUGUUCCGACAUCAUGUUCCUGACAUAAACAUAACAUUUUAUUAUGCAGAUCGUUAAUCAGUGGCAAUUAUACAUUGCAAAAUAAUGUUACACUUGAACAAUAUGAAGUUUACUGUCACAUGGAUGAAAUAUCUAAAUGUGAAACGGGAGCCUGGACACUAGUGAUGAAAGUGGAUGGCAGCAAG